AGGAGAAGACGACGGCGACGACAGCGUAGAAGAAAAAGAGCAAGCGGAGGCGGAAGGGCAGACUGUCAGAAGGACGGAGCCGUGCGGUGCAAAGCUAGCUCAGGAAAGAUGCUGACCAAUAUCUCUAACGUGCUGAGAGCUUGCGCUCAGAGGAAUGUGGGUGCAGUGGUCGUGUCAGCGCGUACGUACGCUGACUUUACAACCCAGGCUACCUUUGAAAUAAAGAAAUGUGACGUCCACAAGUUGGAUGAGGUCCCGGCCACUGAGGUGGUUAUGACUCGUGAGGAGGGUCUGUAUUACUACCGCACCAUGCAGACCAUGAGGCGUAUGGAGUUGAAGGCAGAUCAGCUGUACAAGCAGAAGAUCAUCAGAGGAUUCUGCCACUUGUAUGAUGGCCAGGAGGCCUGUGCAGUCGGUAUUGAAGCUUCAAUCAAUCUGUCAGACCACCUGAUCACUGCAUACCGCUCCCACGGCUACACCUACACCAGAGGAGGGACUGUGAAGGAGAUCAUGGCCGAGCUCACAGGGAGAAGAGGUGGUAUUGCGAAGGGCAAAGGAGGCUCUAUGCACAUGUACUGUAAAAACUUCUACGGAGGAAAUGGAAUUGUCGGAGCUCAGGUUCCCUUGGGUGCUGGUGUAGCUCUGGCCUGCAAGUAUUUUGGCAACAACCAACUGUGUGUCUGUCUCUAUGGUGACGGUGCCGCCAACCAGGGUCAAAUCUUUGAAACCUACAAUAUGGCAGCACUCUGGAAGCUGCCCGUCAUCUUCAUCUGUGAGAACAACAGGUAUGGCAUGGGCACAUCAGUGGAGCGAGCUGCAGCCAGCACAGACUACUACAAGAGAGGAGACUUCAUUCCUGGUCUCAGGGUGGAUGGGAUGGAUGUUCUGUGUGUUCGGGAAGCAACCAGGGUUGCAGCUGAGCACUGCCGAGCUGGGAAGGGUCCUGUUCUCAUGGAACUUCAGACCUACCGCUAUCAUGGACACAGUAUGAGUGAUCCUGGUGUCAGCUACCGCACACGUGAGGAGAUCCAGGAGGUCCGUAGUAAGAGUGAUCCCAUCUCCAUGCUGAAGGACCGCAUGCUCAGCAACAACAUGGCCAGCGUGGAGGAGCUCAAGGAGAUUGAUGUUGAGGUGAGGAAGGAAAUUGAAGACGCUUCUCAGUUUGCCACCACAGAUCCUGAACCCCCACUGGAAGACCUGUGCAACCACCUCUUUUCCAACAAUCCACCGGUGGAGGUGCGGGGCACGAGCCCGUGGGCCAAGCUGAAGUCUGUUAGCUAAAGUUUUUACAUCACCUCAUCCACUAUCCACUCUUAUUUCAUAUAUAUAUAUAAAACCCCCCCUUGCCGUAAACACAUAUGUCAUAUAUUGUACCAGUGCCUCAGACCCAGAGCUUGAAGCAUCAAGUCGUUUAAUUUCAGCCAUAUUCACAAAGAUGUCCAGAUAAUAAAACAGUUGACAAGAAUAUUGAAUGGAUAAACCUUUUUUUAAGUUUGUGCUAAUUUUCUUGUUAGUCCCUCCUCUUUACAUUACUGCUGUUGACACCAGACAUCAGUGCUCAUUAUUCUACCUUCAGAAAAAUCAUUUACUGCUGUUAAUUUUUUGCUACAUAAAUUAUCACAGUUAACACAAAGCCAAACAGAGGAGUCUGUAAGUCAGACGCAGCAGUAAAUUGGAUAAACUCCACAUGGUUUCAGUGUUCAAAACAGCCUCAAGUGUGAUGCCAAAUUCUCAUGAAAUUUUGUCGUUUUUUGUUGUUGUUAGAAUAUUGAAUGUUGGGCCGACUCACUCAUGGAUGAAGUACAUCCACCAAAAGUUAUAAAAAAAAAUAAUGGCAGUGAUGAAUUUGUUUUAAAGGUUGAAUUACAAGCCAAACCUUUUAACAAUCUUCCUGUGAUCCUGCUUCAAGUUGUAAACAUGAAAAAUGUUUGUAGCUUUCUGCAGCCCCAUUUUCUUUUCUUUUUUCUUUUCUUUAAGACAGACACUCAAGAAAUGGCUGUAUUUAAAGUUCUCUUAAAAUGAAGCACUUAACUUUUAACUUAAUAAGGUUUUGUAAAUCCAGCCCCAGGUGAAUAUAUUUAAUUGAUCCUAAAUUUGCGUGUUUGAUGAUUACCUCAGGUCACUUUGACGCGCAUCACUGUUCAUCUCAAAAAGAAACUGUCUGACCUGUAAAAAAUGGUUUUGUACUCUUUAUACUUAAGUGUACACGAUAAAUCAUUCAGUUGGGGAAAACAGUUUUUGCCUUUUUUAAAUUUAAUUCCUUGUAACAGACAAGACAAAAAGGCAGCAAGGUAAAUAUGUCUUCGCAUGUUUUUCUCUCAGUAUAUUGUAUCUAAGAAAGAGGAAAGAACACUAAGGGAAGAGUUUGAAAUAUUUAAAUUUAUCUUGCCAAACCAAACAUGUGCCUGGCAGAUCUGGUCUUGUUUAGAAGAAGAAGAAUGUGUCGUUUGUGUCACGCUAGAAGCUGAGCAGGUGAUUCAAUGCAACUAGAUGUUUGAAGACGUGUUCAGAGUGUGUUUACAUUCAUUUGGUUAUUUUGCAGGUGCCUUUUUGAGUUUCAUGUUGCAAACAUUGACAGUUCAUUUAUCUGGAGAAGCUCUCGACUGGUGCUGAACAUACUUGAGGAUAUUUAUUAUCCAGAACUCAUCUGUUGCCUGCAGUGAAUGUAAACACUAUGCAUUCAUGAGCUAAGCUUCACGGUUCGCAUUCAUUUUCUAAAUCAAAGAAAGAUGUUGGGUUAACUAUUGUUGGCUCAACUAGUAGCUUUAUGUGCUACUUAUGUUGCAUGUUUAGCUUCAGAGGUGUUUUGUGACUGUAACACGUCAGCAGUUGUAUUUUAACAGCUCAAAUAUGCAGGGAUACACAGACAUUUUAAACUUCAGUUAUUAAAUAAAAUUUCACAUUGGUUUUCAGUUAGUGGUAUUCAUAAACAGUGUAACUAUGCUUUAAAGGAUACCAGAGGGGAAGUAUCUUUUCUCUGUAAUGUGAGAAGUGUUUAGACAAAUAAGAAGACAGACUUAAAUUUAAAAUGUCAAUACCUGUCGUACCGCAACUGAAAAUGCCUACAGUAUGAGUAUUUGUAAACUGUUACAGUGAAGGAGGCAGAUUGUGCAAGGAAACACUCCAUGGAAACAUUGGUUUUAUGUGAGCGCCAUUUUAAUAAAGUCUGUGAGGUGC
Thunnus maccoyii (southern bluefin tuna) is the source of this 3177-nucleotide messenger RNA. It is a transcript of the gene pdha1a, whose product is annotated as pyruvate dehydrogenase E1 subunit alpha 1a. Bases 109 to 1281 code for a protein of 390 amino acids. Gene Ontology annotation, molecular function: pyruvate dehydrogenase (acetyl-transferring) activity. Gene Ontology annotation, cellular component: intracellular membrane-bounded organelle. The record is from RefSeq and is a predicted model, not a curated record. Lineage: Eukaryota; Metazoa; Chordata; Actinopteri; Scombriformes; Scombridae. The transcript is spliced from 11 exons. Gene Ontology annotation, biological process: pyruvate decarboxylation to acetyl-CoA.